AAACCCUUUUUUCCCACUUUCUUAAUUUAGAAGGGAGACAAAACAAAUGGGUAGAGUUAUGUUGGUGAAGUAUGGCUUUUUAUUACUAGUGAUCUCUUUUUGGUUUUUGUCUAAUAACAUUUUGGGACAACAACAAGAUGGUGAUGAUAAUGAGGAUGAUGAUUCUGCUGUGUACAUUGUCACACUUAAAGAACCUCCUAUUGUUCAUCUAUUUGAAGAACAAGAGCUUAAACAAAUUAGACAUCAACACAAAAAGUCUAAAUUUACACCAAAAUUGAAACCAAGGAACAAUUCGAGGAAACGUCAUGGGAAGUCAAAGAUACCAUCUAUUGCUCAAUCUCAUGACUCUUUCUUGAGAAAGACAUUGAAAGGAGAGAAGUAUAUAAAGCUUUAUAGUUACCAUUAUCUAAUCAAUGGAUUUGCUCUGUUUGUUAGCUCACAACAGGCUGAGAAGCUUUCAAUGAGAAGAGAAGUAGCAAACAUAGUGUUGGAUUACUCUGUUAGGACAGCAACAACUUAUACUCCACAGUUUAUGGGUCUACCACAAGGAGCAUGGGUCAAAGAAGGAGGAUUUGAGAUUGCUGGAGAAGGAAUUGUUAUCGGGUUUAUCGAUACUGGGAUCGAUCCGAAUCAUCCUAGUUUCAAUGACAAUGACUCUAAGCGUUCAUAUCCAAUCCCUAAGCAUUUCUCAGGUGUUUGUGAAGUUACACCGGAUUUUCCUUCAGGAUCUUGCAAUAAGAAGCUAAUUGGAGCACGACAUUUCGCGCAAUCCGCUGUAACCAGAGGAAUCUUUAACUCAUCUGAAGAUUAUGCUUCUCCUUUCGAUGGAGAUGGCCAUGGAACACACACAGCUUCGGUUGCAGCGGGUAACCACGGAGUUCCAGUGAUAGUUUCUAACCAUAACUUUGGAUACGCUAGUGGAAUCGCUCCUCGUGCAUUUAUUUCUGUUUACAAGGCAUUGUAUAAGAGUUUUGGAGGUUUUGCUGCAGAUGUUGUUGCAGCUAUAGAUCAGGCAGCGCAAGAUGGAGUAGAUAUAUUAAGUCUAUCAAUUACACCAAAUAGAAAACCACCUGGUGUUGCCACUUUCUUUAAUCCUAUCGACAUGGCAUUACUUUCUGCUGUUAAAGCCGGAAUCUUCGUUGUUCAAGCUGCGGGAAAUACCGGUCCAGCGCCUAAAAGCAUGUCUUCUUUUAGUCCUUGGAUUUUCACAGUUGGUGCUUCUUCUCAUGAUAGAGUUUACUCCAAUUCCUUAAUCCUAGGAAACAAUGUAACUAUUCCAGGCAUAGGAUUCGCAAUUUCUACGGAUGAUGAAAAGAUGUACAAGAUGAUCUCUGCUUUUCAUGCCUUGAACAAAAGUACUUCUGUAGAUAAAGAUAUAUAUGUAGGUGAAUGUCAAGAUUAUGAAAACUACGAUCAAGAUCUUGUCUCAGGAAAUCUUCUUAUAUGUAGCUACUCUGCUCGUUUUGUUCUCGGGAUUUCGACUAUAAAACAAGCUUUAGAUGUUGCCAAGAAACUAUCCGCGAUUGGCGUGGUAUUCUAUAUAGACCCGUAUGUUCUUGGUUUUGAGAUCAAUCCAACACCGAUGGAUAUGCCCGGAAUCAUAAUUCCAUCUGUAGAAGAUUCUAAGACUUUACUCAAGUACUAUAACUCUUCUCUUCAAAGAGAUGGAACCACCAAAGAAAUUGUUAGUUUUGGAGCGGUUGCAUCCAUUGGAGGCGGUUUAAAUGCUAACUUCAGUAACAGAGCACCUAAGGUAAUGUAUUACUCAGCAAGAGGACCUGAUCCUGAAGACAACUCUUUUAACGACGCAGACAUAUUAAAACCGAACCUCGUAGCUCCUGGAAAUUCUAUUUGGGGUGCUUGGAGUUCUGUUUCAACCGAUUAUACCGAGUUUGAAGGUGAGAAAUUUGCGAUGAUGUCCGGUACAAGUAUGGCUGCUCCUCAUGUAGCUGGUGUGGCUGCAUUAAUCAAACAAACUUUCCCACAGUUUACUCCUUCACAAAUUGCAUCCGCGCUUUCAACAACUGCUCUUCUUAAUGAUAAUAAAGGCGGUCCAAUAAUGGCUCAGCGAUCUUAUUCCAAUCCCGAUCAAAGCCUCUAUACCGCAACACCGUUUGAUAUGGGAAGCGGUUUCGUUAAUGCAACCGCAGCUUUAGACCCUGGUCUAGUUUUCGAUACAAGUUUUGGAGAUUAUAUGUCAUUUCUUUGUGGGAUCAACGGCUCAGAUCCGGUGGUAUUCAACUACACCGGAUUUCGCUGUUCCGCUAACAACAUAACAAUCAGUGGUUUUGACCUCAAUUUGCCAUCAAUUACAGUAUCAACACUUAGUGGCACGCAAAUUUUCCAAAGAUCGAUGAGAAACAUAGCCGGAAAUGAGACAUACAAUGUUGGUUGGAGUCCUCCUUAUGGUGUGACAAUGAAAGUAUCACCUACUCAAUUUUCUAUAGCUAUGGGAGAAACUCAAGUACUUAGCGUAACCCUCACGGCAACAAAGAACAGUUCCAGUUCUAGCUUUGGUAGACUCGGAUUGUUUGGAAAUACAGGACACAUUGUUAAUAUUCCUAUAACUGUCAUAGCGAAAAUCGCUUCGAGCUGAUGAUAGAUAAAUAUCUUUUUCUUUU
Arabidopsis arenosa is the source of this 2621-nucleotide messenger RNA. NCBI's taxonomy places the organism in Eukaryota, Viridiplantae, Streptophyta, Magnoliopsida, Brassicales, Brassicaceae. The record is from the annotation of a GenBank genome assembly.